Molecule: messenger RNA, 2239 nt
Organism: Strongylocentrotus purpuratus (purple sea urchin)
Lineage: Eukaryota; Metazoa; Echinodermata; Echinoidea; Camarodonta; Strongylocentrotidae
Product: NACHT, LRR and PYD domains-containing protein 12-like
Exons: 7
Coding region: 145-1197 (350 amino acids)
Source: RefSeq, a predicted model, not a curated record
GAAGUUAGAAAAUAAAACAUAUGCAUGUAUAGACAUGCUGCUUAACUAUACUCACAAACACUGCAGAUCCGGACUCUCACGCUUAAUCAUGUCCAGUGUCCCACACCAGCCUCAUCACGUCACCUUGCAGAAGCACUCUGCUCUAUGCCAAAGCUGACUAAUCUGAAACUUGAAAGGGAUCUCACUCAGGAGUUCUACUCUACAUUGAAAGAAAAGGCAUCAUCCAUUGAGAUCCAGACUCUCAAGCUUGAUCAUAUCGAGUGUCCCACACCAGCCUCAUCACAUCACCUUGCAGAAGCAGUGUCUUCUAUGCCAAACCUGACUGACCUGACACUCUAUGCAGGGGAUUUCAAUGAGGAUUUCUACUCUACAUUGACAGCAAAGGCAUCAUCCAUACAGGUCCAGACUCUCCAGAUUGAACGCAUCCAUUGUCCCACACCAGCCUCAUCACAUCACCUUGCAGAGGCUCUGUGUUCUAUGCCAAACCUGACUAACUUGUCACUCUCUGGAGAGGAUCUCACUGAGGAUCUGUGCUAUACUUUGAAAGCAAAUGCAUCAUCCAUACAGGUCCAGAAUUUCCAGCUUGCACGCAUCAAGUGUCCCACACCAGCCUCAUCACAUCACUUUGCAGAGGCUCUGUGUUCUAUGCCAAACCUGACUUACCUGACACUCUUAGGAGGGGAUCUCAAUGAGGAGCUCUGCUAUACUUUGAAAGCAAAGGCAUCAUCCCUACAGGUCCAGUCUCUCGAGCUUGAUGGUCUCCUGUGUCCCACACCAGCCUCAUCACAACACCUUGCAGAGGCAAUGUGUUCUAUGCCAAACCUUACUGACCUGGAACUCUAUGGAGGGGAUCUCACUGAGGAUUUCAACUCUACUUUGAAAGCAAUGGCAUCAUCCAUACAGGGUUGUUUUCCUCAGAUCAGGAAAGGAAAUUUCAGGUUCAAUGAACAAGCUCAAGAUGACUUGGACUCAUUUCUUCAGACCCUCACAUGUUCGGAAAGCUUACAUGAAUCGGACGGCUCAAAUGACUCUGACAACUCGGCCGACUUGGACAGCUCAAGUGACUCGUAUGUCUCGGCCGACUUGGACGGCUCAAGUGACUCGUAUGUCUCGGCCGACUUGGACAGCUCAAAUGACUUGGAUGGUUCGGCUCACUCGGGCAAGUCACAUGACUUCCAGCUCUGCUCUGUUGUGUAACCAUCCAGUCUCUGGAUAUCAUUAACCUUCCAAGUCUAGAAAUUUAGAUUUUAAUUUACAAGCAGUACUGGUAGAGACUUUGAUGUUGGCAAUACAUCAGAUAUUCUAUGUCAAUUCUCUCAGACACAGAGACGGUAUAGCAACAGUCGGACCAGGCCUUAUAAGAGGCAAGCUCCUUGUACUCAGUCAAGAGCUCCACAGGAUGAUCCUAAAAUUCCAGAGAAGCAAUCAAAGUAUGAAGUCUAGUUGUUAUAUGGUAUCGGUAGAGUAAGACAGUGUCCCGGGGUAACACUUCAUCUUGACUGUCUUUGUGUAUGCAUGCUACAGGGCUUCACACUAACUUUUUUUGGAAAAUUCGGGGGGGGGGGGACCAGACCUAGAUUUUGGGUGUCCAUGUGUCUCGGGUGCCUGGUGGUUUGGACUGCGAUAGCAAGAAAUUUGGGGUAAAUUUGGCGAUGUUUGCAAAGGUUUAAAUAUUGGUAAAAAGGCUGUUUUUUCCCCUUUUCACUUCAAUGAAUUCAGUCCACUACAGUCCGCUAUCUGGUAUUAUUUUAUACAUUUUACAAGAAUGAGAACACAAUAUUGUCACAAUGUUCGAAAACAUGUGAAAGGCCUAUGUAGAAUAAGCCCAAAACAGAGUAGUAUCAAGAGACCAUUGUGUACCUGUUUUAUGCAGAAAGGGGUCAUGUUAUGUGGAAAAUGUUUUUGAAAAAUACUCUAAAUAGGGGAUCAUAUUUUACUCUGCUAUGACAACACCAGGGACUAGUAGUUAUAAUGAUAACGGUGACUUUAGAUGUAGUAUUCAUGCCGUUAUGCCGUGACAGUGGCGCUCAAACAUUAUUACCCUGGUCCUAGGCAGCGGCCAAAUAUGUAGUGAUUUGGAAUAUCGGGUGCCCAUUUAUACCUGGGUGGAGAGUGGCAAAUGUGGAUUAAUGCCUUGUCAAGGAUGUGAGUGCAUUAGACAAUUUAUGUAGUGAUGUAGCAAGUAUCUCUCUCUAAGUGCCAUAUCAUUUGACUUUGGCGAUCAUGCUGUUCCACAACC